CCCCGGGCGGGUCCCGCCGUGUCCCGGUGCCGGAGCCGCCGCACGCAGGUGUUGGACCAGGAUUUGUUCUUUGGCACCGGAGCUGUCGGCUCUGCUGGGCAGGAAAAAUGUCAGACGGUUUCUCCUUAUCUGAUGCUUUGGCCGGCAGCAACAACCCGACCCCCGCAGCCCAGGGCUGGCCCUCCUGGGGGAACCAACCAGCAGCUCCUGGAGCAUUCCCAGGGUAUCCUGGAGCACCUGGAACCUAUCCUGGAGCACCUGGAACCUGUCCUGGAGGACCAGGAGUGUACCCUGCAGCACCCGGAGCGUUUCCUGGAGCUUAUCCUGGAGCGCCUGGAGCUUAUCCUGGAGGACCAGCAGGACCUGGAGCGUAUCCAGGAGCACCUGGAGCAUUCCCUGGAGGGCCGGCGGCAACGGGGCCAUUUCCUGCUCCAGGACAACCAUCCAGUGGCCCUGGAUUUGGGCCUUCUGCUCCUCAGGGAGGAUCAGCUCCUCCACAUGGAGGGCCAACUGCUCCUCAGGGAGGACCAGCUGCUCCUCAGGGAGGGCCAACUGCUCCUCAGGGAGGACCGACUCCUCCAUUGAAAGUCCCCUUCGAGCUGCCCCUGCAGGCAGGACUCGUCCCUCGGCUGCUCAUCACCAUCACUGGGACCGUGAACCCCAACCCGAACAGGUUUUCACUGGAUUUCAAGAGAGGGAAUGACGUUGCCUUCCACUUCAACCCCCGCUUCGAUGAAGACCACAAGAAAGUCAUCGUCUGCAAUUCCAUGUUCCAAAACACCUGGGGGAAGGAGGAGAGGACAGCUCCCAGGUUCCCAUUUGAAGCUGGAAAACCCUUCAAGCUCCAGAUCCUCUGUGAGACGGAUCACUUCAAGGUGGCCGUGAACGACGCUCACCUGCUGCAGUACAACUUCCGUGAGAGGCGGCUGAACGAGGUCACCAAGCUCUGCAUCGGGGGGGACAUCGCCCUCACCAGCGUCGUGCCCACCAUGAUAUAACUGGGGGGGGAACUCUGUGCUCUCUCUGUGCUGUAACAAAAGUGCCUUCUCACCAGAUCACUGUGAGCUAAUAAAACAUUUAACCUGUCAA
Molecule: messenger RNA, 1089 nt
Organism: Hirundo rustica (Barn swallow)
Lineage: Eukaryota; Metazoa; Chordata; Aves; Passeriformes; Hirundinidae
Gene: LGALS3
Product: galectin 3
Exons: 7
Coding region: 108-998 (296 amino acids)
Biological process (GO): positive chemotaxis; negative regulation of endocytosis; positive regulation of calcium ion import
Cellular component (GO): nucleus; immunological synapse
Molecular function (GO): carbohydrate binding; laminin binding; IgE binding
Source: RefSeq, a predicted model, not a curated record